AAAAAACUGAUAACCGCCAAAAUUUGGCUCGGGAAAAGCAAGUCUUGUUACAGAGUGAUUAUUGAGGGAAUACUCUUCUAUCAAUAACAUCGGAAGGCACAUUACCUCGGUUCUACUCGAACAUUGUAUCUAGAUCUUACAAAAAUGGACCACCAAUUUACGGAAGAAGAGGAGAUAUGGCUGUUGGAGGAGAUGCUGAACAAACCAUUGCACAUCGUCCUCAACCACCUGCCCGAAACGACACAACCAUCAACCCCCAGCCCCGGAACCGCAGCAACACCAGAGCCUUAUGACCCCACGCACCCGGGUUUUCUGAGACCGGAUCGGCAGCCGACCAGGGCACAGCCGAAAGAGGUCAGUCAGGGGCUAUUUAAGCACAAGAGGUCCAAGACGCUGAUCAGACCAGUGACGCCCAGCUUGCUGAAGCUGACCGGGACGCCAAGUUCAAAAGCACGGAGAUUGGAGGAGCUUUUUGGGGCCAGCCCCACCCGAGACACCUCUCCGAAGAAGACGUCAGGAACCGGAAGCCACGACACGAUCAUCAACCCGGGCCCACGCCUCAAGCGCAGUCCCCAGUUGAUCGCCGCGCCGCAGACGACGAAACCCGUUGAUACCGUGACAUCAAAUGCCGAACCUGAGGAUCCUGAGCCAGCGGAACCUGCUGUUGAACCUACCGUUGAACCCAUGGAUGCCGUCGUAUCUGCAGCGGAACCUGUAAAUAAAAAGAAAAGUGUUAACCGUCCGGGCCCACGUCAACGACGCAGUCCCCAACGGGAAAGCCAGAGAAGUCGGGAGCCCAUUGUUGAGCCAGUAGACCGCUGGGUGAUGCCCGAAUAUCCAGGACUGGAAGACUACCCAGAGUCUUUCUCAGACAAACCGGGAGAUCUGUUCACCAGCACCCAGAUCUCCAAGACGCCGAUGCAGACACUGAAGGAAUCUUUGGCCUGUUUAGAAACCCUACAGAGCCGCCCAUUUCUGCCAGGACAAAAGGGCAAACGCUCUUUCAGUGCGUACGAUAAGAAGGGACGCAUCUGGAGGGUCACCCAGACCCGCAACCAGCCCAAACCAACACUGAUCCUGACUCAGCAGCGUCUAGAGGACCUGGUGGGUAAAUUUGAGUAAAGAAAAGUGGCAAACCAGUUCACCACUUUUCUUUCCAAGGAAAGAGGGGUAUGACCAAGGUUGUGAGUAUGACAGAGAUAGGAUGAGUAGGGACAGGGACUGAUGGUUGGAGAGGGGAGGACGAGAAGAGAACGGAGAAGAGAGGGAAUGAAUGGCAGCUACCU
This is a messenger RNA of Cotesia glomerata, 1286 nucleotides long. Its product is annotated as proteoglycan 4-like. The record is from RefSeq and is a predicted model, not a curated record. The transcript has 2 exons. Bases 145 to 1122 code for a protein of 325 amino acids. NCBI's taxonomy places the organism in Eukaryota, Metazoa, Arthropoda, Insecta, Hymenoptera, Braconidae.